Podospora pseudopauciseta is the source of this 1779-nucleotide messenger RNA. RefSeq lists its product as uncharacterized. Bases 481 to 1668 code for a protein of 395 amino acids. The record is from RefSeq and is a predicted model, not a curated record. NCBI's taxonomy places the organism in Eukaryota, Fungi, Ascomycota, Sordariomycetes, Sordariales, Podosporaceae. The transcript has 6 exons.
GAAGAAUGCACUGGUACGACCCCUAUGCUUGGCCGGCCAAUCAACAGCUCAGUCUGCUCGCACUCAUCCAUCUAAGCGCCCUCGUCCAUGAGCUCCCCGCGCCUGCCCACGGUAGGUGAAGCUGUCUGAUUGGAUCGUCAGCCAUUUUCCCCCCUCGAAUGCCGCUGUGGUGGGCAGCCUCGACAAGCUGCAAAAGCAUGGGGGAGGCGGCUGCGGGUCGUUCGUUGCGCGGCCCUUCAAAAGCUGCCUCGGGUUGACCUCUUCCCCGUUCCUAUUCCUCUUUUUUGUCUGUUCGUGAGGCUGUAGCUUGUUACUUUCCCUUAGUAUUGUCAAAUACAUUCUUCUUCUUCAUCUUCUUCAAAAACUACAGUGAUACCCAGGACCUGUCACCAAAGUGAGUCCCUUGUGAUAUCAACGCGGGGAAACUUAAGAAGAGAAAGCGCAUCAUCAUACCCUCAGUGUAUUCGUGAGUUCUACAGCAUGUCUGGCUAUUAUCCUCCCCCUCCCGGAUCGGCCGGUGCUGGAGCACAGAAGAGCUACCCGCCUCCACCGAUGUCAGCUCCCCCGACUCAGACCAAGUUCUCCUACCCAGCUCCCCCAAGCAGCUCUCAGGGUAGAAACUACCCUCCUCCUCCUCAAGCUGCUGCCACACCACCCCCUGCUGCCUCUUCACCCCAGCAGUACCCUCCUCCUCCCCAGCAGCCACAAUUCUCACCACCACCCCAAGCCCCCUCGCCGGCGCAACACGCUGCGCUGCCCACACACGCACGCAGUCAAUCACAGACAUCCCAGCAGCAGCAGCAGCCACAACAGUUCGCACCGCCUCCUUCAUAUCCCACAGAAGACAAGGAUGCCUCUUAUCCAGCCGACAAGCAGCAACAGCAACAGCAACAGCAACCCGUAACCAUGGAUCCCUCCUCAAUAGCCAGCACCCUGCUCGGCGCCCCAGCCGCUGGCCAGUUCGUCGGUGCUACCUCCACAGUAGUAGACGACGUGGGCACCUUCAACGGUGGCUCCUACCGCAUCAGCCACCGCGACUGCAAUACCGUCCUCACAAUCCAGCUUGCCAUUGGCUGCCCCUUUGAGGCGAGACCCGGAGCCAUGAUUGCCAUGUCCCCGUCUAUCCAGCUCAAAGGCUCCUACAAGUUCAGCAUGAAGAAGCUGGUGGCAGGCGGCGAGAUGAGCCAGUCACACUACACCGGUCCCGGAGAGCUGUUGCUCGCGCCGCCGAUGCUGGGCGACAUCACGAGCUUGAGGCUGACCGGGAACGAGUCGUGGUCGGUGAGCCACGAUGGGUAUCUCGCCAGCACGCAGCAUGUGAUCAAGGACUACAAGAGGCAGGGGCUGGGGAAGGCCAUGUUUAGCGGGGAGGGGCUCUGGGUGUACAAGAUUAGCGGGACGGGCCUGUUGUGGCUGACGAGCUUUGGUGCCAUUAUCAGGAAAGACCUGGCCGAAGGCGAGAAAUACAUUGUGGACAACGGCCACUUGGUCGCCUGGAACGUCAAGUACAUCAUGGAGCGGGUCACCUCGGGAGGCAUCAUUUCGGGCUUUGCGUCUGGUGAAGGUCUCGUCUGCAAGUUCACCGGCCCAGGGACGGUGUUUAUUCAGACCAGAAACGCGAGAUCAUUCAGUGCUUACAUGACUGGACAACAGAACGGCCAUGCUUAGGGGGGGAGGUCUGAGUUUGUCUUGGGAAGACGGGGAGGAAGAGGUUAUACCAUGAGAGGAUGUACUCAUUCUGAAUUUUGAGUUGAUAACUUUUGGUUUGGUUCGGGUUGA